This is a messenger RNA of Striga asiatica, 925 nucleotides long. Lineage: Eukaryota; Viridiplantae; Streptophyta; Magnoliopsida; Lamiales; Orobanchaceae. The record is from the annotation of a GenBank genome assembly.
ACAUCUUAAUUAGUAAUAAAGCCUUUCUUCCCUUUGCAUUUAAUAAGGCUCCUUGUAAAGUAGUUAGUAUAGUAAGAUAAAAAUCCUUAAUUCGCUGAUCUUCUUCAGCUAUAAUGGCCAGCACAAAUGACAAAACCCAACACAUAAUCCCACCUCUCAAAACUCACAAACUCUUAUUUGCAACACAAAUCUCUCUCAGGCUUUUGGCCUUCGCUGCAACUCUUGCCGCCACCUCGAUUAUGCUCUCCACUAAGCAAACUGCUCUCGUUUUCGGCAUCCAAUUGGACGCCCGUUAUAGCUAUUCUCCGGCUUUCAAGUUCUUUGCGUUUUCGAAUCUCAUAGUUUGUGUAUUUACGGUUCUAUCUUUGUUCACUGCCUUCAUUCUGGGGAGAAAGACAGUUGAUUCAUCCACAUACUACUUCUACAUGUUCUUGCAUGAUCUGGUCAUGACGAUAUUAUUGAUGGCGGGAUGUGCAGCUGCAACAGCUGUGGGUUACAUAGGGAAAUACGGAAAUAGUCACUCGGGUUGGAUGGCAAUUUGUGGCUAUUUCGCCAAAUUUUGUAACUGGGUCACGGCAGCUUCUAUACUGUCCUAUUUCGGGUUAUUUUUCUAUUUCGUGCUUACCAUUGUCACGGCACACAAGUCUCGCCAAAUCCAAAUCCAAAGCUCAUAAAUCGAACACGAUGUGAUUAUAAUUCGACCUAGCUAGGUUAAUUAUUUUGGUAAAUUUCAAAAGUGUUUGGGGUAAUUAAUCAAAACUUUGGUUAGUUUACUGGAAGAUAUAUAUAUCGUAUAGUUGUUGUGUGAUGUCGCAGUUGUUGGUCUAGACUUGUAUAAUUAUUCAAAGUUUUAUUUUGAUUGGAAUGUAUUGUUUUGUAACUUAUUCUAAAUAUAUUGAUAUGUUAAUCUAUUAAUUGGUCUUCA